AUGUCUUCCGCCAGAGCUGUGGAACCGUCUGCACCUCCUCUACCGGAGGACAGUAGCUCGAACAUAUUUUAUUCGGUGGAAAGUGGAUCUGUCAAUAUUUCCGUUUUCAAUGAUGAGUUAUUCCAUGAUGUUGAGUUAGAACAAAAAUUACCGCCAACCAAUGUGGCGGAGAGGGAGCUGCAUCAAUCGAAGUGGCUCAAAGUUUUGAAUAUUGUUUGGAUUACUAUCUUAGUUCUAUUAUUCGCGUCCUUCAUAGUAGCCCUCGGACUCCUUUUCUUUACCAAUUUAAUCUAA
Auanema sp. JU1783 is the source of this 294-nucleotide messenger RNA. NCBI's taxonomy places the organism in Eukaryota, Metazoa, Nematoda, Chromadorea, Rhabditida, Rhabditidae. The record is from the annotation of a GenBank genome assembly.